This is a messenger RNA of Lactuca virosa, 1927 nucleotides long. The record is from the annotation of a GenBank genome assembly. NCBI's taxonomy places the organism in Eukaryota, Viridiplantae, Streptophyta, Magnoliopsida, Asterales, Asteraceae.
AUGCAAGGACAAAAGGGCACAAUUGGUAAUUUACCAGAAGGCUUAGCCAUGGAACAUGGCUCAAGUUCAAGUGAUUCAUGGAACAUGCGAAACCCUCCAAAUCAAGAAACCCAAAACAUAAGUAUGUGGAGCAUGGGCGAGUCGAGUUCAAACUCAGUCCUCAACUCAGUGAGUCAAGACCGGAUUGACCCAAAAGCAUCUGAACACAGUUGGCCUCCUGCAAAUAUAAACAUAACCCAUAAUCAUGUUCAUGGUCCUUUAUUUGUGCAAAAUUCACAUCUUGAAACUAUUCCUCAUAAUGUAACUCCAUCAACUUUUAUUCCCAUUAAGCCCUCAAGUUUUCCAGGUAGUUCUUCCUCCAACCCUUUUGAAAUCGAAGGACAAGGACAAACACAAGGACAAGGACAGGGGCUUUUACGUCAUUUACCAUGUAAAAGAAAAGCAGCAGAGUUAAGUAUCGGUCAAUCAUCUUCUUCAAACAUGUUUCAAAACCCUAAUCCUGUUAAUGAUUUGCAAACCGAUUCAAUUAUUCCAAGACUCGGAUUAAAUAUUGGAUCUGAGAUUGAAAAUACUCGAAGAAAUGUCCGAAUUCGAAUCAAUAAUUCACGCCAACAAGAACAACCAUCAAAUCCUCCUUUGAGACUCAACUCUGUAGAUUUAAGAUCACCACCUGUUGUAGCAAUAACACCCGAGAAUUCAAAUUCAAAUUCAAAUUCAAAUUCAAAUUCAUUGAGUCAAGAAAGUCAACCCGUGUUGCGGGCCCCGGCAUUGAGAAGAAACACACACGGAUCCGGAUCCGGAUCCUCUCGGUGGAAUCGGAAUCGCUCUUCAGAUAACUUAAGAACACUUCCGACAAAUAUCUCCGAGCAUCCAAUAUUUGUGCCGCCACAAACCGCAAUGAAUUGGAAUUUGAAUUCCGGCGGAAACGGUGUUUCCAAUUCCACCGCCGGAAAUUCAAAUCCGGUUCCUCCUCCGUCGUCUAUAAUACCGAAUUUGCCAAUGAACCGCGGGUCUCCUCCACAUUACCCUUCGAGAAGACUGUCUGAGAUUCUUCGCCGGUCGUUGUUGUCGUCGAUGGAUCCUGGUGGCGGUGGAGGGAUGAACGGGAGCGGGAAUCUUUUUUCUAGGGUUCCGCCACCGACAGCUGUUGGAACUUCGGAAUCGGGAAUUCCGGCGGUAGUUGGUGUUCCGGGGGGACAUAAUCAUCGGCAUCAUGUAUUACCUCAUUCGAGAUCGACAGAUAGACUUGUGGAUGGUGCUUUUGGAUUUCCAUAUUUGGCAAGAAAUGUGGUUGGUGGAAGUGAAGGAAGAGGCAGACUAGUGUCAGAGAUACGCAAUGUCUUGGAUCUUAUUCGUAGGGGAGAGGGCUUGCGAUUUGAGGAUGUUAUGAUUUUAGAUCAAUCGGUCUUCUAUGGGAUGGCUGAUAUUCAUGAUAGGCAUAGGGAUAUGCGGCUUGAUAUUGAUAACAUGUCCUAUGAGGAGCUAUUGGCAUUAGAAGAGCGUAUUGGCAAUGUGAACACUGGAUUGACAGAAGAAAACAUUUCUAGUUGUCUCAAGCAUAAAACAUAUGCAACCGUAUCAGACAUUGAACCUUGCUGCAUAUGUCAGGAGGAAUAUAAAAAUGGAGAUGAUCUUGGGGGAUUGGGAUGCGGGCAUGAUUUUCAUACAAAUUGCAUCAAACAAUGGUUGCUUCAGAAGAACUUGUGCCCAGUUUGCAAGUCAGCGGCUUUUGCAAGUAGUAAAUGAGGUUUUUGUUGAAGAUGACAAUUGCUUCAAAGAAGGGAAAAAGGUGGUGGGUUUGGUAAUGUCUAAGAGUCUCAUCAAUGGAGUAUUUUGUACUUGACCAUUUUCAAGAUUCUUUUUUCUUUGGUUUUGGUGGAGAGGAUAAUAUUAUCUAAUGACAUUUUCUAUUCUAUUUAUGAUUAAA